Molecule: messenger RNA, 607 nt
Organism: Drosophila navojoa
Lineage: Eukaryota; Metazoa; Arthropoda; Insecta; Diptera; Drosophilidae
Source: RefSeq, a predicted model, not a curated record
CAUCUAUGAAUUUCAAUUGCGGUACGUGUUCAUAUGUGGCUCGCGUUCGACGGACCGCACGUAGUCGCUGUCGCAGUCGCAGUCGCAGUCGCCGUCAGAGUCUCAGUUGCUGUCAAUGUCUGCUGAUUACACAUGCACUUAUAAAUAGAGCGACUCGGAAAUUCAAGCUGCGGCGCCCAUACAUCACUCAUAAUAAGCUAAGCCCGCAGUCAGCAAUUGCUUUUGUGAAUGAAUGCCGCAUGCAAGAAGCUCUGGCAGCAGAUGAAGGUCUGAUGCAGCGGCUAUUGAUGUCACACACUGCAAGAACAAGCGUCCAGUCAAACGGAAAGCAACAGCAGCAAACACGGAGGCUGCCGGCGGCCAUCGCCGUUGCACUUGAUGCAAAACGACACCCAGGGCGCGCUCCGAUGGCAACAGCUAAAGCAACAACAGCAGCAACAACAACAGUAACAACAACAACGACAGCAAUAAUGAUGACAAUAAUGACAACAACAAGUCGCUGCGAUUUGGCGAACGGCAUAUGAAAUCAUGUGUAGCCAGAGCGCAUCAGCAGAAAUAAAUAAAUAUAUAUAAAUAUAUAUAUUUAUAGGUUUAUAUAUGGCAGCUA